Molecule: messenger RNA, 567 nt
Organism: Cydia strobilella
Lineage: Eukaryota; Metazoa; Arthropoda; Insecta; Lepidoptera; Tortricidae
Exons: 5
Coding region: 55-534 (159 amino acids)
Source: RefSeq, a predicted model, not a curated record
GUGGUGCGUAGGUGUGAGCAACAUUUUGCAAAAAAUGGGAAAACGUAAUUUGAAAUGUUACCGCGUGUUGGUCGAUAUGACCGCCAGGCUGUGAACAGGAGGCUUCUCGCGUCAUUAUUCGCCGCUACGAAGCUCGUCCACAGUGCCGCUAUAAUGUGCGAGGACUUUGACCAUCACUCAUUGCAGAGAAACAUGUUUGGACAUGGUUUUAGUGUAAGACAAGCCACGCCUACGCCCAGUAUGUUUGAAAAUUUGGACCCCAAAAGCGCGCUGGAGACGUUCAGCGUUUGGCUACGGGCGCAUGAAGAUGCACAGGUAAUGCUGGCAAGUGUGAUCGUGGUGAUCGGAAUCUGGUGGUUCGUGCGCACAAUCCUGUCGUUGAUCAUCAAUCUAAUCUGCCCGCUUUUAGUCGUGGCCUUGGCUGUGAUUUGUGUACCACAACUGCGACGCCCGCUUAUGGGUGAGAAUUAUCCGCUGCUCGCAAACCUCCUGAGAAACAUCCUGCUGAAGUUAGCUGAGAACAUAAGAACCUGACGGUUGUCGAGUACAUAUAAAUGGAUUGCAAUU